Molecule: messenger RNA, 1239 nt
Organism: Arthroderma uncinatum
Lineage: Eukaryota; Fungi; Ascomycota; Eurotiomycetes; Onygenales; Arthrodermataceae
Exons: 1
Coding region: 1-1239 (412 amino acids)
Source: RefSeq, a predicted model, not a curated record
AUGCGUUUCUCAUCUACCGUCCUCUCGGCCAUCAUGGUCAGCUCUGCCUUUGCUGCCCCAGUUGCAGUUCGUGAUGUUGUCGGAGGAACUGUUGGCGGAACUACUGGCACUGCUAACGGAGUAGUCCACAACGUUGCUGGAGGAACUGUCGAUGGGGCAACCCAGGGACAGGUCAAGCGCGACACCGGUGUUAACUCGAUCAUCGGAGGCGCCACCGAAAACACUCUCGGAAGAGCCGGUAGCAUUACCGGCCCUAACGUCGGCGGUGAGGCUAUCGGUCUUGCCGGAAAGUUGACCCAGGGCGCAAACAAGCGUCAGGUUGGCGUUGACGGUCUCACUGGCACUGCCACUGGCCUCGUCCAGGGUGCUACUGGAAACCUGCUCGGUGGUGCUACCAACGGUCUUGCCGGACGUCAGAUCGAGGCCAUCAAGAACGUCGCUGCUGCCAACAACCUCGGUGCUGCCGACAACGUCGAUGCCGCUAAGCGCGACAUCGAGGCCGUCAAGAACGUCGCCGCUGCCAACGACCUCGGCGCCGCCAAACAAUUGGGUGUCCUCAAGCGUCAGAUCGAGGCCAUCAAGAACGUCGCUGCCGCCAACGGUGCCGAUGCUGCCAACCACGUCGAUGCCGUUAAGCGUGAUAUCGAGGCCGUCAAGAACGUCGCCGCUGCCAACAACCUCGGUGCUGCUAAAGAAUUGGGUGUCCUCAAGCGUGAUAUCGAAGCCGUCAAGAACGUCGCUGCUGCCAACAACCUCGGUGCUGCUAAGGAACUAGGUGUCCUCAAGCGCGAUAUCGAGGCCGUCAAGAACGUCGCUGCUGCCAACGGUGCCGAUGCUGUCAACAACUUGGAUGCCGUUAAGCGUCAACUCAGUGUUGAGGGUAUUACUGGAACUGCCACUGGUGUCGUUCAGGGCGCUACUGGAAACCUCCUCGGCGGUGCUACCAACGGUCUUGCCGGACGUCAGAUCGAGGCCAUCAAGAACGUCGCUGCUGCCAACGGUGCCGGUGCUGCCAACGGUUUGGAUGCCGCUAAGCGCCAGCUCGGUGUUGAGGGUAUCACUGGAACUGCCACUGGUGUCGUUCAGGGCGCUACUGGAAACCUCCUCGGUGGUGCUACCAACGGUCUUGCCGGACGUCAAAUCGAGGCCAUCAAGAACGUCGAUGCCGCUAACAACCUCGAUGCUGCCAACUCUGUUGGUGCUGCCGAGAGACUCGUCGGUAACACUAUCGGUCAAUAA